Messenger RNA from Panicum virgatum (switchgrass), 1145 nucleotides. RefSeq names its product stem-specific protein TSJT1-like. The coding region runs from base 134 to 850 and encodes 238 amino acids. NCBI's taxonomy places the organism in Eukaryota, Viridiplantae, Streptophyta, Magnoliopsida, Poales, Poaceae. The record is from RefSeq and is a predicted model, not a curated record. The transcript has 5 exons.
GGAAGGCCGCAUAUAUAUACAUACAUAUAUAUCCACCUGUGCUUAUGCUGCCUUGAGUGAUCACUUAGCAGUAGGAUUAGCAUAGGGAGUGUGUGUAGUUAGUUGAUUAGAGGUGAGGUGAGGUGGAACGAAGAUGUUGGCGGUGUUCGGCGGCGAGGUGGUGGGGGUGCCGGCGGAGCUGGUGGCGGCGGGCAGCCGGACGCCGUCCCCCAAGACGCGGGCGUCGGAGCUGGUGAGCCGCUUUCUGGGCGGCGCCGGCGCCGAGCCGGCCGUGUCGCUGCAGCUGGGCGCCCUCGGCACCCUCGCCUACUCCCACGCCAGCCAGCCGCUCCUCCGUCCGAGGUCGUUUGCUGCGAAGGACGAGAUCUUCUGCCUGUUCGAGGGGUUGCUGGACAACCUGGGCCGGCUGGGGCAGCAGUACGGGCUGUGCAAGGUCGCCAACGAGGCGGUCCUCGCCAUCGAGGCCUACAAGACUCUGCGCGACCGGGGGCCAUACCCGGCCAGCUUCAUGCUCUCGCAGCUCGCCGGCGGCUACGCCUUCGUCCUCUUCGACAAGUCCACCUCCUCCCUGCUCGUCGCAUCCGAUCCCGAGGGCAAGGUGCCGUUCUACUGGGGGAUCACUGCUGAUGGAUGCGUCGCCUUCUCUGACGACGUCGACAUGCUCAAAGGGUCCUGUGGCAAGUCCCUCGCGCCUUUUCCGCAGGGUUGCUUCUACUCUAACACUCUUGGAGGCUUGAAGUGCUAUGAGAACCCCAAGAACAAGGUGACUGCUGUUCCUGCAGACGAGGAAGAAAUCUGUGGUGCGACUUUCCAGGUGGAAGCCUCUACAAUCCUCUCAGCACUGCAUUAGGAGAUUUCAGUCUGGGUUUGUGGUUCAAGCUUCAGGCUCUACACGGUGGUGUAACAUAAUGGCAAGGCAUGCAGCUGAUCUGUACAUCUUCUAUAAAAGGAGAAGUGAAGCCAACAUGGCAAGCACUUCCGUGCUGUAUGUUGUGUGUCAUGACUAUGAAGUUUUGUAAUCUUCAGCGAAUAAGCGGUUCUCACUGUCACUAUGAGGCUAUCUGAUGCGUGUAGAUAGUUGCUGCUGAUUUUACAUCAGACCAUGAAAGAAAAACAAAUAGUCCAAAUAGGUUCCUUGCCACUUA